AUGGACUUCACGGGAUCCCAGAAUCCCACAUCUGAACGGGCGCCGGAAAUUCUGGAACGCAGCGCCGAAGGACCCGGAAAAGGGUCCGAACCGUGCUCGCCCGGCACUCAAAAAAACCGGCACCUGGCCAGCUGGGGUGUGAUUCGAUUAGCCAUUCGAAACCAUCGACAUCCCAUUUUCUUGGACGUCAUCGCGGAGGAGCAAGUCCAGCGGUCCAGCGGUCCAGCAGCGACGUCGUGCACGCCAUUUCGCCGCCAGAAAUCGAUGGAAUCGAAAAUGAUUCCCAUUCUUCUCAUCGCCAUCGCCUCCCUGGCGUCCGCAAUCGAGGAUACAACUAUGUACCUAAAAUUAAACAUCCAGUAUCCCCACACAUUGGUGCCAUAUGUGACAGCAACCCUCCACCUUACCACCCUCCACCCUACAACCCUCCACCCUCCACCCUGCAACCCUACCACCCUCCACCCUGCAACCCUCCAACCUACAACCCUCCACCAGCUCAGCCGUGUCUCCCCUGUACCCCCAGCCGCAGGGACAUGCCCCACGUUCGAGGGAUGCCCGAGGGAAGUCCAGAAGGAGUGCGCCGGCGAUUGGGAUUGCGAGCGUGGUCGCCUCUGCUGCGAUAACUGCGGGAACCGUGUCUGCAUGUUUCCCGAAAAUGAUACUUGCCCGAGAUUCGAGGGACGCCGAUGCGAGCCGAUCGAAGAAUGUACGAACGAUCUGGACUGCGAGCAGGGCCUCAUCUGCUGCGAAGAAUGUGGCCACAAGGUCUGCACCGCCCCCGAAUUGACCUGCGAGAAGGUGAACUGCCCCGAAGGCACGUUCUGCAAUCUGGUCAUCCCCAAUUGCAAUGGUUCCGACGUCCCUUGCGCCCCCACGCUCUCCUGCGUCGGCGAGGGUAAGGCGACGGUCUCCGCAGGGACAUCCGCCCCGGGGAGGAGCUCGGGGCUCUCGGUGAAGGGUGUCGCGUUUUCACUUCGUUUCUUCGUAGAUGUGAGCACGUGUGAGGACGUGCGGUGUGAGGACGGGAGCACGUGCAUGAUGCGGGAGGUGGUCUGUGAGGCACCUCCGUGCUACCGUGUUCCCGAAUGUGUCCCGACGACGAAGCCUCUCAAUCUUCUUCCCAAAACUCCAGAAAGAGAGUCGGACAACGAUAGCGUGGAUUGCCCCCUUGGCCAAGAUCAAGUGUUGGUCGUUCCCGACUGCAACGAUCCCGAUGUUCCUUGCGUCCCCACAUCCUCCUGCAUUCCGAGUGAUAUGACGAAGUGCGAGGACGUGCAAUGUGGGGAGGGGACCACUUGUGUGAUGCGUGAGAUGGCCUGCUUCGCACCUCCAUGCUACCCUGUUCCCGUUUGUGUCCCGACGCAGCAACCCCUUCAUCUUCUUCCCCAGACUCCAGAAAAAGAGUCGAACAACGAUAACGUAAAUUGCUCCAAUGGCCAGGAUGUCGUAUUGGUCUUCCCCGACUGCGACAAUCCCAGUGUCCAGGCCUGCAUCCCCACAUUCUCCAGCCUUCCAAGCGAGUCGAACAAUGAUAGCGUGGAUUGCCCACCUGGCCAAGUUUCCGUGUUGGUCAUUCCAGACUGCGACUAUCAAGAUGUUCCUUGCAUCCCCACAUCCUCUUGCAUUCCGAGUGACAUGACGACGUGCGAGGACGUGCAAUGUGGGGAGGGGACCACGUGUGUGAUGCGUGAGAUGGCCUACUUCGCACCUCCAUGCUACCCUGUUCCCGUUUGUGUCUCGACGCAGCAGCCCCUUCAUCUUCUUCCCCAGACUCCAGAAACAGCCGCAGGGACAUGCCCCAUGAUCGAUUCGUCCGAAUGUGACAGGAGAGCCACGAAGAUAUGCGCCAACGACUCCGAUUGCAAUCAAGGUCUUCUCUGCUGCGAUGACUGCGGGAGUCGUUUCUGCAUGUUUUCCGACGGCGAGAAAUGCCCGGAAUUAGGAGGACUUCAAUGCAACCCGAUCGUGGAGUGUUCGGACGAUUCGGGCUGCGAGCAUGGCCUCAUCUGCUGCCAAGAUUGUGGCCGCAAGAUUUGUAUGCCGCCUGAGUCGAACACCGAUGGCGUGAAAUGCCACAACGACCAGAUUGCCGUAUUGGUCGUCCCCGACUGCGAGGAUCCCAAGGACCCCUGCAUCCCCACAUUCUCCUGCCUUCCAAGCGAGUCCAGCUCCGAAAACGCAGUGUGCCUCGAUGGGCAGGUUGCCGUGUUGGCCUUCCCCGAAUGCGGCGAUCCCGACGUCUGCAUCCCCACGAUCGUCUGCAUUCCGGAUGGUUUGCCUACGUGCCUGAACGUGGAUUGUGGGGAUUCGAGCGCGUGUUUGAUGCGUGAGGUGACCUGUGACGGAUUUGCGUGCUACCCCGUUCCCGAAUGUGUCCCGACUCCGAAGCCCCUCAAUCUUCUUUCCGAAAAUCCAGAAGGAGCCGCAGGGACAUGCCCCAUGAUCGAUGCAUCCGAAUGUAAGAUGGGAGCUCUGAAGAAGUGCGCCAACGACUCCGAUUGCAAUCAAGGUCUUCUCUGCUGCGAUGACUGCGGGAGUCGUUUCUGCAUGUUUUCAGAUGGCGAGAAAUGCCCGGAAUUAGGAGGACUUCAAUGCAACCCGAUCAAGGAGUGUUCGGACGAUUCGGACUGCGAGCUUGGCCUCAUCUGCUGCCAAGAAUGUGGCCGCAGGAUUUGCAUGCCACCCAGUAGGCUCGAAGACUCGAACAACGAUGGCGUGAAUUGCUCCAGUGGCCAGGUUCCCAUAUUGGUCUUCCCCGACUGCGACAAUCCCAGUGUCCAGGCCUGCAUCCCCACAUUCUCCUGCCUUCCAAGCGGCACAUGCCCUGUGAUCAAUGGACCACAAUUUGAGAUGGAAGCCCUGGGAAAGUGCGCCAACGACUCCGAUUGCGACCAAGGUCUACUCUGUUGCGAAGUCUGCGGCAGCGCUGGCUGCAUGUUUCCCGACGGCGGGAAAUGCCCUGAGUUCGAAGGACGUCAGUGUGCCAGCGACGCGGACUGCUUGCAGGGGCUCAUCUGCUGCGAAGAAUGCGGCCGCAAUUUUUGCGUGCCACCUGGUAUCCCACUUAUUUCGAGCGUGGUCACAUCACCGUCGAAUAUAGCUGCUUCUCAAAUAGUUUUUGCAGAGUCCAGCUCCGAAAACGCAGUGUGCCUCGAUGGGCAGGUUGCCGUGUUGGCCUUCCCCGAAUGCGGCGAUCCCGACGUCUGCAUCCCCACGAUCGUCUGCAUUCCGGAUGGUUUGCCUACGUGUCUGAACGUGGAGUGCGAGGAGUCGAGCGCAUGUUUGAUGCGUGAGGUGUCCUGUGCCGCAUUUCCGUGCUACCCUGUUCCCGAAUGUGUCCCGACUCAGCAGCCACUCAAUCAUCUUCCAAAAACUCCGGAAAAUGAGUCCAGCUCCGAUAAGGCCGAUUGCUCCGAUGGGCAGGUUGCCGUGUUGGCCUUCCCCGAAUGCGGCGAUGCCGACGUCUGCGUCCCCACGAUCGUCUGCAUCCCGGAUGGUUUGCCUACGUGCCUGAACGUGUCGUGUGGGGAGUGGAGCGCGUGUUUGAUGCUUGAGGCGACCUGUGUCGCAUCUCCAUGCUACCCUGUUCCCGAAUGUGUCCCGCUUCCAGAAACUAUUGGGACUCUUUCCAGAACAGCAGAAUUUGUUGCUACUUUGGGGAAAUGCCCCGCGAUCGGCGGAUCUCAGUGCGACGCGGAAGACAUGAAGAGCUGCACCGAAGACUCGGAUUGCGAUCGGGGUCUGGUCUGCUGCGACCUGUGCGGGAAUCGCGUCUGCGUGUCGGCCGAGGGCAAGGGAUGUCCGGAACUGGGAGAAUAUCAGUGCGAAACGAAUUGCUCCACCGAUUUGGACUGUGGGUUGGGCCUCUUGUGCUGCGAAGAUUGUGGCCGCAAGCUUUGCAUGCUACCUGCGCCCUCUCAAAUGGUUUCCGUAGAAUUGAGCUGCAAGAACGUACACUGUCUCAAGGACCAGAAAUGCAUGAUGUCCUUCCCCCACUGCAGCAGCCCCGACGAUCCCUGCCUCCCCAAGCUCUCCUGCAUCCCAAAGGGUGCGCCGACGUGCGAGGAGGUGCGGUGUGGGGACGGGAGCACGUGCAUGAUGCGGGAUGUGGCGUGCGUCGCGGCGCCGUGUUAUCCCGUUCCCGAAUGCGUUCCACUUUCCAAACUUCGAGCCUCGCCCCGAAACAGAUACUGAUGCAGUAAUCGCGUAAUCAAAAUCCUAUCUUCUCCCAUACCUAUUAUUUCAAGAAAUAUCAGUUGGCACUUUUUCAUUUUGCUCCUGGUCCGUGCACGGAUUUUUUUUCUUCUAAAAUCUCGUCAUUUCCCUAUUCCCUACACCACGCCGAUAUAGCGUUAAAUUCAUGAAUAUAUAUGAACAACAC
Messenger RNA from Darwinula stevensoni, 4381 nucleotides. NCBI's taxonomy places the organism in Eukaryota, Metazoa, Arthropoda, Ostracoda, Podocopida, Darwinulidae. The record is from the annotation of a GenBank genome assembly.